CACGAGGUCCAUUCCAACAUUGGUCUUCUCCUGUGCUUGCUUGCAAGUUUGAUUGUUUGAGGUUGUCUUCUACCUUCUCUAGGGUUUCUUCGCCAUGUCUGGAAGGGGUAAGGGUGCUGGUGCCGCUGCGCGGAAGAAGUCCGUCAGCAGGUCUGCUAAGGCUGGCCUUCAGUUCCCCGUUGGUAGACUUGGCCGUUAUCUGAAGAAGGGUCGCUAUGCCCGGCGCGUGGGGUCUGGGGCCCCCGUAUAUUUGGCUGCCGUCUUGGAGUACCUAGCUGCUGAGGUUCUGGAGCUGGCCGGGAAUGCUAGCAGGGAUAAUAAGAAGAGUCGUAUCAUCCCACGCCACAUCCAGCUUGCCAUCAGGAACGAUGAGGAGCUUGGGAAGCUCUUGUCUGGAGUCACGAUUGCGUACGGAGGUGUUCUGCCUAAUAUCCACAGUGUCCUUCUCCCGAAGAAAACUGCUGGCGGAGCAGGCGCAGACAAGUCUGAGAAACCCGAGAAGGAGAAAAAAACGAAAGUGGAGAAAGCGUCCAAGGGUUGAUUGGACCUGCGAUCUUGACUAUUACACACUACUGGUGUUUCAUAACACCACCUAAGUAUGAAUUUUAUUCUCCUAGGCGGUGGGUUGAACUGUGUGCCUAUUGGUUGUCCGAUGUUACCUUAUAUUUCUAUUAGAUUUAGUGUUACUCGAUGUUUUUGCGACAUAGACUAGUUUUUCAGCACCAAGGCAUUCUCCCACUGCGUAGCCCAUUGGUUAUUUAUUUUGAGAAUGUUAAGUAUUUUCUAUUGUGUGAGAAGUUGCCUAAUUGUCGCCGCAAUUACUGCAUAGAGCCUACGGAUCCAAAGUUAAAAUCCUCUAUGAAAAUGAACGCAUUCUUCUGUGUAAGUUACAUACUGUAUUCCUUCUUGUUGUUCCAUGUAGUACUUCAUCCAGAUUGAA
Molecule: messenger RNA, 940 nt
Organism: Physcomitrium patens
Lineage: Eukaryota; Viridiplantae; Streptophyta; Bryopsida; Funariales; Funariaceae
Product: histone H2A-III
Cellular component (GO): nucleosome
Molecular function (GO): structural constituent of chromatin; protein heterodimerization activity; DNA binding
Source: RefSeq, a predicted model, not a curated record